Closterium sp. NIES-65 is the source of this 9744-nucleotide messenger RNA. Lineage: Eukaryota; Viridiplantae; Streptophyta; Zygnematophyceae; Desmidiales; Closteriaceae. The record is from the annotation of a GenBank genome assembly.
AUGGUCGUGGACGUGGACGUGGACGUGGACGUGGUCGUGGACGUGGACGUGGACGUGGUCGUGGACGUGGACGUGGACGUGGACGUGGACGUGGACGUGGACGUGGACUUGGACGUGGACGUGGACGUGGACGUGGUCGUGGACGUGGACGUGGACGUGGACGUGGACGUGAUCGUGGACGUGGACGUGGUCGUGGACGUGGACGUGGACGUGGUGGUGGACGUGGACGUGGACGUGGACGUGGACGUGGACGUGGUCGUGGACGUGGACGUGGACGUGGACGUGGACGUGGUCGUGGACGUGGACGUGGACGUGGACUUGGACGUGGACCUGGACGUGGACUGGACGUGGUCGUGGACGUGGACGUGGACUGGACGUGAUCACGUGGUCGUGGACGUGGACGUGGACGUGGAGGUGGACGUGGACGUGGACGUGGACGUGGACGUGAUCCUGGACGUGGUCGUGGACGUGGACGUGAACGUGGUCGUCCACGACGUGGACGUGGACGUGGCCCUGGACGUGGACGUGGACGUGGACGUGGACGUGGACGUGGAGGUGGACGUGGACGUGGACGAGGACGUGGACGGCGACGUGGUCCUGGACGUGGUCGUGGACGAGGACGUGGACGUGGACGUGGAGGACGUGGACGUGGACGUGGACGUGGAGGUAAAGGUGGACGUGGACGUGGUCGUGGACGUGGACGUGGUCGUGGACGUGGUCGUGGACGUGGACGUGGACGUGGACGUGGUCGUGGACGUGGUCGUCGACGUGGUCGUCCACGACGUGGACCUGGACGUGGUCGUGGACGUGGACGUGGACGUGGACCUGGACGUGGUCGUGGACGUGGUCGUCCACGACGUGGACGUGGACGUGGACGUGGAGGACUUGGACGUGGACGUGGACGUGGACGUGGACGUCGAGGUGGACGUGUACGUGGACGUGGACGUGGUUCUGGAUGUGGUCGUGGACGUGGACGUGGUCCUGGAUGUGGUCGUGGACGUGGACGUGGUCGUCCACGACGUGGACGUGGACGUGGACGUGGACGUGGACGUGGACCUGGACGUGGAAGUGGACGUGGUCGUGGACUUGGACGUGGACGUGGAUGUCGACGUGGACGUGGUCGUGGACGUGGACGUGGACGUGGACGUGUACGUGGACGUGGACGUGGUCGUGGACGUGGAUAUGGAUGUGGACGUGGAAGUGGACGUGGUCCUGGACGUGGACGUGGACGUGGACGUGGACGUGGUCGUGGACGUGGACGUGGACGUGGACGUGGACUUGGACGUGGACGUGGAGGACCUGGACGUGGACGUGGACGUGGAGGACGUGGACGUGGACGUGGUCGUGGACGUGGAGGUGGACGUGGACGUGGACGUGGACGUGGAGGUGGACGUGGACGUGGACGUGGUCGUGGACGUGGACGUGGACUUGGACGUGGGGGACGUGGACGUGGACGUGGAGGACGUGGACGUGGAGGUGGACGUGGUCGUGGACGUGGACGUGGAUGUGGACGUGGGGGACGUGGACGUGGACGUGGCGGACGUAGACGUGGAGGUGGACGUGGACGUGGACGUGGACGUGGAGGUGGACGUGGACGUGGACGUGAACGUGGACGUGGACGUGGUCGUGGACGUGGACGUGAACGUGGACGUCCACGACGUGGACGUGGACGUGGACGUGGCCCUCGACGUGGACGUGGACGUGGACGUGGACUUGGACGUGGACGUGGACGUGGACCUGGACGUGGAGGUGGACGUGGUCGUGGACGUGGACGUGGACGUGGACGUGGUCGUGGACGUGGACGUGGUCCUGGACGUGGACCUGGACGUGGUCGUGGACGUGGUUGUGGACGUGGACGUGGUUGUGGACGUGGACGUGGACGUGGACGUGGUGGUGGACGUGGACGUGGACGUGGACGUGGACGUGGUCGUGGACGUGGACGUGGACGUGGACGUGGUCGUGGACGUGGACGUGGACGUGGACUUGGACGUGGACCUGGACGUGGACUGGACGUGGUCGUGGACGUGGACGUGGACUGGACGUGACGUGGUCGUGGACCUGGACGUGGACGUGGACGUGGACGUGGACAUGGUCGUGGACGUUGACGUGGAGGACGUGGACGUUGACGUGGAGGACGUGGACGUGGACGUGGACGUGGACGUGGACCUGGACGUAGACGUGGACGUGGACGUGGACCUGGACGUGGUCGUGGACGUGGACGUGGACGUGGAGGUGGACGUGGACGUGGACGUGAACGUGGACGUGGACGUGAUCCUGGACGUGGUCGUGGACGUGGACGUGAACGUGGUCGUCCACGACGUGGACGUGGACGUGGACGUGGCCCUGGACGUGGACGUGGACGUGGACGUGGACGUGGAGGUGGACGUGGACGUGGACGAGGACGUGGACGGCGACGUGGUCCUGGACGUGGUCGUGGACGAGGACGUGGACGUGGACGUGGAGGACGUGGACGUGGACGUGGACGUGGAGGUAAAGGUGGACGUGGACGUGGUCGUGGACGUGGACGUGGUCGUGGACGUGGUCGUGGACGUGGACGUGGACGUGGACGUGGACGUGGUCGUGGACGUGGUCGUCGACGUGGUCGUCCACGACGUGGACCUGGACGUGGUCGUGGACGUGGACCAUGACGUGGACGUGGACGUGGACGUGGAGGACUUGGCCGUGGACGUGGACGUGGACGUCGAGGUGGACGUGUACGUGGACGUGGACGUGGUUCUGGAUGUGGUCGUGGACGUGGACGUGGUCCUGGAUGUGGUCGUGGACGUGGACGUGGUCGUCCACGACGUGGACGUGGACGUGGACGUGGACGUGGACCUGGACGUGGAAGUGGACGUGGUCGUGGACUUGGACGUGGACGUGGAUGUCGACGUGGACGUGGUCGUGGACGUGGACGUGGACGUGUACGUGGACGUGGACGUGGUCGUGGACGUGGAUAUGGAUGUGGACGUGGAAGUGGACGUGGUCCUGGACGUGGACGUGGACGUGGACGUGGUCGUGGACGUGGACGUGGACUUGGACGUGGACGUGGAGGACCUGGACGUGGACGUAGACGUGGAGUACGUGGACGUGGACGUGGUCGUGGACGUGGAGGUGGACGUGGACGUGGACGUGGACGUGGAGGUGGACGUGGACGUGGUCGUGGACGUGGACGUGGACUUGGACGUGGACGUGGACGUGGUCGUGGACGUGGACGUGGACGUGGACGUGGGGGACGUGGACGUGGACGUGGAGGACGUGGACGUGGAGGUGGACGUGGUCGUGGACGUGGACGUGGAUGUGGACGUGGGGGACGUGGACGUGGAGGUGGACGUGGACGUGGACGUGGACAUGGAGGUGGACGUGGACGUGGACGUGAACGUGGACGUGGACGUGGCGGACGUGGACGUGGAGGUGGACGUGGACGUGGACGUGGACGUGGAGGUGGACGUGGACGUGAACGUGGACGUGGACGUGGUCCUGGACGUGGUCGUGGACGUGGACGUGAACGUGGACGUCCACGACGUGGACGUGGACGUGGACGUGGCCCUCGACGUGGACGUGGACGUGGACUUGGACGUGGACGUGGACGUGGACCUGGACGUGGAGGUGGACGUGGUCGUGGACGUGGACGUGGACGUGGACGUGGUCGUGGACGUGGACGUGGUCCUGGACGUGGACCUGGACGUGGUCGUGGACGUGGUCGUCGACGUAGUCAUCCACGACAUGGACGUGGACGUGGACGUGGAGGACUUGGACGUGGACGUGGACGUGGACGUGGACGUCGAGGUGGACGUGUACAUGGACGUGGACGUGGUCCUGGACGUGGUCGUGGACGUGGACGUGGUCGUCCACGUCGUGGACGUGGACGUGGACGUGGUGAUGGACGUGGACGUGGACGUUGUCGUGGACGUGGACGUGGACGUGGACGUGGACGUGGACGUGGAGGACCUGGACGUGGACGUGGACGUGGAGGACGUGGACGUGGACGUGUACGUGGUCGUGGACGUGGACGUGGACGUGGAGGUGGACGUGGACGUGGACGUGGUCGUGGACGUGGACGUGGACGUGGACUUGGACGUGGACGUGGACGUCGACGUGUACGUGGUCGUGGACGUGGACGUGGAGGACGUGCACGUGGACGUGAUGGACGUGGAUGUGGACGUGGACGUGGACGUGGUCGUGGACAUGGACGUGGACGUGGACGUGGACGUGGACGUGGACGUGGUCGUGGACGUGGACGUGGACGUGGUCGUGGACGUGGACGUGGUCCUGGACGUGGACCUGGACAUGGUCGUCGACGUGGUCGUCGACGUAGUCAUCCACGACAUGGACGUAGACGUGGACGUGGACGUGGACGUGAACGUGGACGUGGUCGUGGUCGUGGACGUGGACGUGGUCGUGGACGUGGACGUGAACGUGGAGGACGUAGACGUGGACGUGGAGGACGUGGACGUGGACGUGGAUGUGGAGUUGGACGUGGACGUGGAGAACCUGGACGUGGACGUGGACGUGGACGUGGACGUGGACGUGGACGUCGAGGUGGACGUGUACGUGGACGUGGACGUGGUCUUGGACGUGGUCUUGGACGUGGACGUGGUCGUCCAUGUCGUGGACGUGGACGUGGACGUGGUCAUGGACGUGGACCUGGACGUGGUCGUGGACGUGGACGUGGACGUGGUCGUGGACGUGGACGUGGAGGACCUGGACGUGGACGUGGACGUGGAGGACGUGGACGUGGACGUGGAGGACCUGGACGUGGACGUGGACGUGGAUGUGGACGUGGACGUGGACAUGGUCGUGGACGUGGACGUGGACGUGGACGUGGACGUGGUCGUGGACGUGGACGUGGACGUGGAGGACGUGGACGUGGACGUGGAGGACGUGGACGUGGACGUGGAUGUGGACUUGGACGUGGACGUGGAGGACCUGGACGUGGACGUGGACGUGGACGUGGACGUGGACGUGGACGUGGACGUGGACAUGGUCGUGGACGUGGACGUGGACGUGGACGUGGUCGUGGACGUGGACGUGGACGUGGAGGACGUGGACGUGGACGUGGAGGACGUGGACGUGGACGUGGAUGUGGACUUGGACGUGGACGUGGAGAACCUGGACGUGGACGUGGACGUGGACGUGGAGGACGUGGAUGUGAACGUGGAGGACGUGGACGUGGACGUGGACGUGGUCGUGGACGUGGACGUGGACGUGGACGUGGACGUGGAGGACGAGGACGUGGACGUGGAGGACGUGGACGUCGAGGACGUAGACGUGGACGAGGACGUGGACGUGGACGUGGACGUGGACGUGGACGUGGUCGUGGACGUGGACGUGGACGUGGAGGACGUGGACGUGGACGUGGAGGACGUGGACGUGAACGUGUACGUGGUCGUGGACGUGGACGUGGACGUGGACGUGGACGUGGACGUGGACGUGAAGGACUUGGACGUGGACGUGGACGUGGUCCUGGACGUGGUCGUGGACGUGGACGUGGACGUGGUCGUCCACGACGUGGACGUGGACGUGGUCCCGGACGUGGUCGUGGACGUGGACGUGGACGUGGUCGUCCACGACGUGGACGUGGACGUGGACGUGGACGUGGUCGUGAACGUGGAGGACGUGGACGUGGACGUGGUCGUGGACGUGGAUGUGGACGUGAACGUGGACGUGGACGUAGAGGGCGUGGACGUGGACGUGGACGUGGAGGACGUGGACGUGGACGUGGACGUGGUCGUGGACGUGGAUGUGGAUGUGGACGUGGACGUGGACGUGGAGGACGACGUGGACGUUGACGUGGAGGACGUGGACCUGGACGUGGAUGUGGACGUGGACUUGGACGUGGACGUGGAGGACCUGGACGUGGACGUGGACGUGGACGUGGAGGACGUGGACGUGGACGUGAACGUGGUCGUGGACGUGGAUGUGGACGUGAACGUGGACGUGGACGUAGAGGACGUGGACGUGGACGUGGACGUGGAGGACGUGGACGUGGACGUGGACGUGGUCGACGUGGACGUGGACGUGGACGUGGACCUGGACGUGGACGUGGACUUGGACCUGGUCGUGAACGUGGACGUGGACGUGGACGUGGUCAUGGACGUGGACGUGGACGUGGUCGUGGACGUGGACGUGGACGUGGUCGUGGACGUGGACGUGGACGUGGACGUGGAGGACGUGGACGUGGACGUGGAGGACGUGGACGUGGACGUGCACGUGGACGUGGAGGACGUGGACGUGGACGUGCACGUGGACGUGGACGUGGACUUGGACGUGGACGUGGACGUGGACGUGGAGGACGUGGACGUGGACGUGGACGUGGACGUGGACGUGGACUUGGACGUGGACGUGGAGGACGACCUGGACGUGGACGUGGACGACCUGGACGUGGACGUGGACGUGGACGUGGAGGACGUGGACGUGGACGUGGAGGACGACGUAAAUGUGGACGUGGACGACCUGGACGUGGACGUGGACGUGGACGUGGAGGACGUGGACGUGGACGUGGAGGACGUGGACGUGGACGUGGAGGACGUGGACGUGGACAUGGAUGUGGACGUGGACGUGGACGUGGACGUGGAGGACGUGGACGUGGACGUGGAGGACGUGGACGUGGACGUGGAUGUGGUCGUGGACGUGGACGUGGACAUGGACGUGGACGUGAUCGUUGACGUGGACGUGGACGUGGACGUGGACGUGGACGUGGACGUGGAGGACGUGGACGUGGACGUGUACGUCGUCGUGGACGUGGACGUGGACGUGGACGUGGAGGACUUGGACGUGGACGUGGACGUGGUCCUGGACGUGGUCGUGGACGUGGACGUGGACGUGGUCGUCCACGACGUGGACGUGGACGUGGACAUGGACGUGGACGUGGACCUGGACGUAGACGUGGACGUGGACGUGGUCGUGAACGUGGACGUGGUGGUGAAUGUGGACGUGGACGUGGAUGUGGACGUGGACAUGGUCGUGGACGUGGACGUGGACGUUGAAGUGGACUUGGACGUCGAGGACGUGGACGUGGAGGACGUGGAGGACGUGGACGUGGACGUGGAUGUGGACGUGGACGUGGACUUGGACGUGGACGUGGAGGACCUGGACGUGGACGUGGACGUGGACGUGGACGAGGACGUGGACGUGAACGUGGACGUGGACGUAGAGGACGUGGACGUGGACGUGGAGGACGAGGAUGUUGACGUGGACGUGGACGUGGACAUGGUCGUGGAUGUGGAUGUGGACGUGGACGUGGACGUGUACGUGGUCGUGGACAAGGACGUGGACGUGGACCUGGACGUGGACGUGGACGUGGACGUGGUCGUGAACGUGGACGUAGACGUGGACAUGGACGUGGACGUGGACGUGGACGUGGACGUGGACGUGGAGGACGUGGAUGUGGACGUGGAGGACGUGGACGUGGACGUGCACGUGGACGUGCACGUGGACGUGGACGUGGACGUGGACGUGGAGGACGUGGAUGUGGACGUGGAGGACGUGGACGUGGACGUGCACGUGGACGUGCACGUGGACGUGGACGUGGACGUGGACGUGGACAUGGAGGUGGACGUGGAUGUGGACGUGGACGUGGACGUGGACGUGGAGGACCUGGACGUGGACAAGGUCGUGGACGUAAACGUGGACGUGGAGGACGUGGAUGUGAACGUGGAGGACGUGGACGUGGACGUGGACGUGGUCGUGGACGUGGACGUGGACAUGGACGUGGACGUGGUCGUGGACGUGGACGUGGACGUGCACGUGGACGUGGAGGACGUGGACGACGUGGACGUGGACGUGGACGUGGUCGUGGACGUGGUCGUGGACGUGGACGGGGACGUGGACGUGGAGGACGUGGACGUGGACGUGGAGGACGUGGACGUGUACGUGGUCGUGGACGUGGACGUGGACGUGGAGGACUUGGACGUGGAUGUGGACGUGGUCCUGGACGUGGUCGUGGACGUGGACGUGGACGUGGUCGUCCACGACGUGGACGUGGACAUGUACGUGGACGUGGACAUGGACGUGGACGUGGACAUGGACGUGGACGUGGACCUGGACGUGGACGUGGACGUGGACGUGGUCGUGAACGUGGACGUGGACAUGGAUAUGGACGUGGACAUGGUCGUGGACGUGGACGUGGAUGUGGAAGUGGACUUGGACGUGGAGGAUGUGGACGUGGACGUGGAGGACGUGGACGUGGACGUGGAUGUGGACGUGGACGUGGACUUGGACGUGGACGUGGAGGACCUGGACGUGGACGUGGACGUGGACGAGGACGUGGACGUGAACGUGGAUGUGGACGUAGAGGACGUGGAGGACGUGGACGUGGAGGAUGUGGACGUGGACGUGGACGUGGACGUGGUCGUGGACGUGGACGUGGACGUGGACGUGGUCGUGAACGUGGACGUGGACAUGGACCUGAAUGUGGACGUGGACGUGGACGUGGACGUGGACGUGGAGGACCUGGACGUGGACGUGGACGUGGACGUGGAGGACGUGGACGUGGACGUGGACGUGGACGUGGACGUGGACGUGGUCGUGGACGUGGACGUGGACGUGGUCCUGGACGUGGACGUGGACGUGGAUGUGGAGGACGUGGACGUGGACGACGUGGACGUGGACGUGGACGUGGUCGUGGACGUGGACGUGGACGUGGUCCUGGACGUGGUCGUGGACGUGGUCGUCCACGACGUGGACGUGGACAUGGACGUGGACCUGGACGUGGACGUGGACGUGGUCGUGGACGUCGACGUGGACGUGGAUGUGGACGUGGACGUGGUCGUAGACGUGGACGUGUACGUUGACGUGGACGUGGUCGUGGACGUGGACGUGGACGUGGACGUAAAGGACGUGGACGUGGACGUGGAGGACGUGGAUGUGGAGGUGGACGUGGAUGUGGAGGUGGACGUGGAGGUGGACGUGGUCGUGGUCGUGGACGUGGACGUGGUCGUGGACGUGGACUUGGACGUGGACGUGGAGGACGUGGACGUGGACGUGGACGUGGACGUGGACGUGGACGUGGACGUUCAGGACGUGGACGUGGACGUGGAGGAUGUGGACGUGGACGUGGACGUGGUCGUGGACGUGGACGUGGACGUGGACUUGGAGGUGGAUGUGGACGUGGACGUGGUCGUGGACGUGGACGUGGACGUGGAGGUGGACUUGGACGUGGACGUGGACGUGGUCGUGGACGUGGACGUGGAGGACGUGGACGUGGACCUGGAGGACGUGGACGUGGACGUGGACGUGGACAUGGACGUGGACGUGGAUGUGGUCGUGGACGUGGACGUGGACGUGGACGUGGACGUGGAGGACGACGUGGAGGUGGACGUGGACGUGGACGUGUACGUGGUCGUGGACGUGAACGUGGACUUGGACGUGGACGUGGAGGACUUGGACGUGGACGUGGACGUGGACGUGGACGUGGACGUGGAGGUGGACGUGGACGUGGACGUGGUCCUGGACGUGGUCGUGGACGUGGACGUGGACGUGGACGUGGUCGUCCACGACGUGGACGUGGACGUGGACGUGGACGUGGACUUGGACGUGGACGUGGAGGACCUGGACGUGGACGUGGACGCGGACAUGGACGUGGACGUGGAGGACGUGCACGUGGACGUGGUGGACGUGGAUGUGGACGUGGACGUGGACGUGGUCGUGGACAUGGACGUGGACGUGGACGUUGAGGUGGACGUGGACGUGGACGUGGACUUGGAGGACCACGUAAGGAUUACGAUAAACGCAAUCCUGACGUGA